Molecule: messenger RNA, 1852 nt
Organism: Durusdinium trenchii
Lineage: Eukaryota; Dinophyceae; Suessiales; Symbiodiniaceae
Source: the annotation of a GenBank genome assembly
UUGGGGACGACCUGUGAAGCCUUUCUUGCUUGACUGACCUGUGCGCCAUGACGGAUUUUCUAGGACGAUUGCGGAGCCUGCUUUUCCUGCCCAGCACCGUCGCCAUCAUGUGCAGGUCCGACGAGAUGGGUCCAUGGUGGAAUGCGUGGCUCGCGAGCGCGACCGAGCCGGAGGGACCGGGCAUUCAGCAUGUGGCACUGACGGACCGCAGCCGCUGCCCCAUGAUCUCGUUCAUCAGGCAGAUCCGACAGGGCCAUCCCACUUUUCGGGUCUUGGACAUUGGCGCGGUGGGCAACCCUUGGAGCAUCCACAGCGGCGUGGUGGAUGCCAUCUUCGACUACCAGGCCACCAACUAUCCGCCCUGCUUCUCGACUGCGGAACUGCACACGCGCGGGAGAAGGUGUUGUUCGUCCAAAGAUGACGACUGCUUUGACAGCCUCUACACCCGUGAGCGAUGCUGUCGUGGAGAGGAGCCGGUGUUUGUUGCGAUGAUCGACGGAGAUGUCACUGAUGCGCUUGGUGAGGGCUGGGCGAAGCUUAUGGCUUUCGUGGACACGGUGGGGAAGUUCGACUUGGUCCUGACCUCGCAUCUCUUGGAAGAUGUCACCGAUCCUUCCGUGGUGGUGCGGCUGCUUCCUCGCGUGGCCACGGCCGGUUUGGUCAUGGUCCCGUCCAAGUAUGACGAGUUCGCGCGGGUCGACAUGGACUUGAACAGUUUGUCGGGUCUGUCUCGGAGAUACCGAGGGUCGCUGCAUCACCGCUGGAUUUUCACGGUGAAGGACAGCGAGUUGCUGGCAGUGCCGAAGCUGCCAUACCUGGAGCACGAUGAAAGCUUCUCCGGCUUGGACGGAUGCACAGACAGAGCUUCAGUUGGUCGGAUGGGAAAGAAUUGGAUCUUCCACUUGAAUGAUAGGUCGUAGUGUGGCUAAACAAAACGUGAAAGUUGGUUUCACCUCGGUAUUAGAGGACAAUUCAAUUUGUCCAUAUUUAUCCAUACAACGGAGGCUGGAGUCCUGGAGAUGUGUAUGAACCCUCCCCAAAGUAUUGAAACUCUGUGGUUCGCAGGCAAGCUGGAGUGAAAGCUUCCGCAAGUUCAUGGCCGAAUGUAUCUACCACCCCAGAUGACCGUUCUCUAAGAACCGAAGGCAGUUACCUGCAGAAGUACCUACGCCCUACACCUGGUGUUCAGGAUGGGCCGGGUUCUGCAAGGUCGAUCCAUUUGUCCCUCCCUGGUGCGGUCGUUUCGGCGAAAGGCUCGGAGUACGAAGUCUUCGUUGAAGCCGACUUGUGGUGGGACCAGAGUUGAACCGCAAGAUCAGAAUCACCAGCACAAAGCAGGCUAGAACUAAACUAGAACCAAAGUCACUGAUCAGUUCAAGCUUUCCGGGUUUGGCAGUGGCUUCUGUUUUUGGUGAACAUGUUUGUUUGCAGAUCUGGUCCUGAUAUAUAUAACAUUCGGGUUCCAGUUUGACUCGGGAAUGGAAUGUAGGUCGAAUAAUGACGUAGCUACUAGGGGCUCCUGGCAUCGCUACUAGGAACAAGAAGCUACUAGGGGCUCCUGGCCUUACUAGGAACAAGAAGGAGACAGACAUGUGGACGCUCAAUCAAUACCCCAGACGAUGUGGACGCUCAAGCGGGGCUGGAGUGCCGGCGCCUUCGGUGGAGUGCACCAGGAGGUACAUGCGUCCAACAAGUCAUUGGUUGAUAUGGCCCUUCUGUGGCGAAGCAAGCUACCGAUGAGGAUCAUCAAUAACGGUUACCUGGGCCCUUCUAUAGAAUUUGUUAUUCAGAUGAUUCGGAAUGCACUCAUCAAUGAUGAAAUAGAUCGAUUGAGAACCGCCAUGCAAUAAAA